AUGGCCAACCGCGAACGACCCCCCAAGCGGAAGAGGACAUCCCCACCCUCCUCCUCCCUCUCCCCCCUCUCAUCGCCCCCAGUCCAGCAGCAGCACCCGCCGGCCAGCCAGCAAGCCGCCAGCAUCCCAUCCCGGGCAGCCCCCAGCACCGCCCCCCAGCCCAGCCCAUCCUCCUCAGCCGCCCCGCCAGCAGCAGCCGCCCUCCAGCAGAAACUCAAGUUCAGCUCCAAGCAACACGCACUCGCACUCUCCCAGGCGAUCCGCCGCCAGGCCGCCCAGAGGGAGCCUCCUCCGAGCCGACUCGCCAUCAACAACAGCCCUCACCUCAAUAUCCCAUCCUCCAGCCCCUCAUCCCCUGUAUUCAAACCAGCCAGCCGAUCCCACCACCACCUCCCUCGAGCCUGGCCCCUCAAACCAUCUCUGCUGCCCAGCACCCCCCGAAACGGCCUGCAACCCUCCCCCCACUCGAAUACCACCCGUCCGAUCUGCAUCGGUCUGCUCAGCUCACUCGUCCUGAUCGUCUAUCGCUUGUCGGACUUCCAAGUCGAUCACUGCGGCCCAGAUGGAAGGGCUAGACCUCAAACGAUCCCAGUCAGUAUCUGUCGCUUCCCACCCAACGGUCAGAGUGAGACCCUCAAGGUUCAGGCUCCAACCGGCGUGCCAUUCGGGGUAGUUGACCAAAGGAUCGCAAAUGUGAUCGGACCACUCUUGGGACCGAUCAAUUCACUCAGCGGUGGAAGUGCCGUCGGUGGCUGGGCGCCCAAUCGACUAGCUCAAGCCCAAGACCCCUCAGCCCAAUCGAGCUCACUCUCACGCCUCGAGGAAAACGACGAGGAGAUCACAGAGACAAACGGCUUAGGAGGACCUAAGCUCACUCGCCCAACAACAACCUCAGACGAUUCUCGACAGAUAUGGGUCGAAUGCUGCGUGAUCAGAAGAGGCGAACAGAACCCGAUGAUGCUCCCACUACAGCUACUCUUAUUCUGCUCACCCGAAUCAGUCACUUCGAUCGCCACUUACCUUACUCGAUCCGGCGUCUCCCUAGAACAUCCCGUCAGCUAUCACCCCGAAAUGCAUCUCGGAUGUCUCUACAACAACCCUCACUCAUCUCAACCUCGUGAAGCAAUCGAAGCUAUCCGUCAACGCUUACUCGGUCACUCAGCCGCAUAUCCGCCCCAUCAGAUCUCUCGCACCAACACCCAGGCCUGCGAUACCCACCAGCAAGUCGCUACGAUCUUUAAGAGCUUGGCCAGCGGGGUCGAUCUAGACGAAACCGAACCUGGUCACAUGGUCGUCACCUCGCUCUAUCCACACCAGAAACAGGCCCUAUCGUUCAUGCUCGAUCGUGAGACUCCCAAGCUCGUCACUCCAGAUCUCAAAUCGGCCAGGAAUGCUACCGAGAGAAACGCUUUGGAGAAAGAGGACGAGGAAAACCUGGUCUCCCUGUGGAAGAAGACUCGCGAUAGCUAUGGGCGGCACGUCGGUUGGAUGAACGUCGUCACUGGAAUCCAGCAGAUCGGCAAACAGACUCCACCACAGUGUAGAGGGGCCAUCUUGGCCGAUGACAUGGGCCUGGGCAAGACCAUCUCCAUCAUCUCGCUCAUCUCUGCCACCCACGAAGCUUCUAUCGAGUUUGCCAAAUCACCCAUCAAUAGACCAGCCAUACCGGCUGAUAAUCCUCGAAGUAAAACUUCGGGCGGAGCCGUGAAACUUUCUCUCUCCGAGAUGAAACUAGACGGGGCUCCUCAGUCGACCGCUGCACAAAAAAAGGAGAGCGCCCUGGCUGCAAAGAAACGGAUUGCAGUUCAUGAUCGCUCUCAUCUCAUCCAGGUCAAGUCGAGAGCCACCCUGAUCGUCUGCCCCCUCUCGACCGUCCAGAACUGGGAGAGUCAGAUCGAAGAGCACGUCCGCAAAAUACCUACACCCACUACGGAAGCAAGUUCAAGCUCGAGUGCUCCUCACAAGUCCUCGCUAUCAGUCUGUGUCUAUCAUGGAAAUGGACGGACGAGUGAUGCUGAGGUGCUUGCUAAUCAUGACGUCGUCAUCACCACCUACUCGCUCUUAGGCUACGAGUUCUCACGCCAAAAUCGGGGGGCCAAAGAGGCAGAGGACGGUAAUGAGAGCAGCGAUGGGGUGGAAGAGGUGGAUGCCGAAGGUGGAUCGAUUCAGAUCCUCAAUGGAAACCCUGAAAAGCUUCCGGCCAAGAAUCGUGGCAAACAGAAACGGAAACGGAAGGGUGAUGGAUUGCUCAGUCCAUUACAAGCUAUAGAAUGGUUUCGGGUCGUCCUGGAUGAGGCUCAUAUGAUCAAAGAACACACGACCACUCAAUCCAAGGCUGCGUGUGAUCUGUUAGCCGAACGAAGAGUCUGUUUGACCGGAACCCCCCUUCAGAACUCGCUCAACGACCUGUUCUCCCUCGUCUGCUUCCUCCGUCUUGAACCAUUCACCGACAGGGCUGUCUGGACGACCCACAUUGGUACCCCAGCCCGACUAGGUGAGCCCCUGGGAGUCUCGCGGCUACAAUUGAUCAUGCGACACAUCGCACUCAGACGGACAAAGCAAAGCUCUGACAAGCACGGGAAACCAAUCUUGACAUUGCCCCCUAAGAAGGAUGACAUCGUUUAUCUUGAGCUCAACGAGGAUGAGAAGGAGUUCUAUUCAAUGUAUCAUCAACGCAGUCGUCAGACCUUCAUGACUCUCAAGAGCCAAGAUACCGUGCUGAAGAACUAUUGCUCAAUCCUACAAGAGUUGCUAAGGUUGAGGCAGAUCUGUGCACACGUCGGCUUGGUCACAGAUUCAGCGGUUCAACCGGGAAGAGAGCUCGAUUUGGCAAGGCAGAUCGAGCAGGAUGGACUCUCGAGGUCGAAGGCGAUCCAGUUGUUGAUCUUGAUGCGCGAUACUGGGGCGACUCAGUGUAGCGAAUGCGGAAGAGAAGCAAUCUCGGCCUCGACGGGUGAGAAUGAAGAGGAUGUCGAAGAUUUGAAAGCCCCUCACCUAACCGGCUCGAAGCGAGGCCGGAAAAAGUCAAACAAUAAUCCCAAGCAACAAGAUUCCAGCGCGAUCACUAAGGCCACUGGCACCGAGAACGUCGACGGAAAAGAGACUCAGUCAAUAUCGGUGAUUACCCGAUGCCAACAUCUGUUUUGUCUCCAAUGUUCUCGGGAACGCUUGUGUUCCGGUCUGAGAGUGCUCAAUGAACGUGAGGAAGAAGUGGUAGACUGUUCGGUUUGCUCGCAACAGCUUAUUAUGAGUAGUGAUAUUGCCGAGGUCUCGGCGGACGAGCUCCAGAAAAAUCUCCGGUUAGAAGAGCUGCAAAUCGAGGACCCCGGAAGCGUCCCAUCAGGUCCGGCUUCGAACGGAGCUCCUAAGGGACGCUCGCGGAAGUCUAAAUCGACUCAGAAGAUGAAAGCCGUCGAAUCGUCUUCGCUGCCUGUCUCCAAGGCCGAAGAAGCCAGUGAAGAACCGGUCGAGAGUAAACCGAAGACGCUCUCGGCCUUGAUCGAGGAGAAAGCCUCCAGUCCCUUGUUGAAGCAUGGUACCAAGAUCUCACAAUUGAUAUUGGACCUCUUGCCCUUCAGUCAAGCAAAUCCUACUUCCGCUAACUUUGCCCCACAAGAUCCCAUCUUCAAUGAAAAUUUUGAUCCUAACGAUCCUGAUGCUGACUUCAAGCCGACCAAAGGCGCUGUCGUCAAGAGUGUCGUUUUCAGUCAAUGGACAAAGCUUUUAGACAAAAUCGCCAGUGCACUCGACGAGUUCAAUAUUCAGUAUAAGAAGCUCGACGGCACCAUGAGUCGGGCCGAAAGGAAUCGAAGCAUGGAUGCACUCAAGAUUCAAAAACGGAAGACUGAACUUGCAAAUAUGAGUCUAGGUCAAACAUUGAGUAAAGAAGAGUUGGCUAAACGGAGAGUUGAAGACUUACACAUCCUAUUCAAAGAGAAUAUUAACUCAAAUUGA
Puccinia triticina is the source of this 3954-nucleotide messenger RNA. RefSeq lists its product as uncharacterized. NCBI's taxonomy places the organism in Eukaryota, Fungi, Basidiomycota, Pucciniomycetes, Pucciniales, Pucciniaceae. The transcript is spliced from 6 exons. Bases 1 to 3954 code for a protein of 1317 amino acids. Gene Ontology annotation, molecular function: ATP binding; ATP-dependent chromatin remodeler activity. The record is from RefSeq and is a predicted model, not a curated record.